Prorocentrum cordatum is the source of this 271-nucleotide messenger RNA. The record is from the annotation of a GenBank genome assembly. Lineage: Eukaryota; Dinophyceae; Prorocentrales; Prorocentraceae.
GGAGAAGAUGGCCGCCAGCGCCGGCGCGCCCAUGACCCUCUGCCUGCUGGCGCUGCUCGUGCGCUCCGCCGCCGCCUUCCGCGCGCUCCCGCCGGAGAGCGCCCACCUCCAGGCCACCGAGGCGGAGAUGCGCUCGUUCCUCGAUGGCCCCGGCGAGGCCGACCGGGAGGUCCUUGCCGCCGCAGGGGUCCUCGCCGCCGGGGACAAGCUCAGGGGGCUUGCACGGACCCCCACUUGCCCACGGAUCGCUGCUAGGGGCCCAAUAUCGGCC